Molecule: messenger RNA, 1654 nt
Organism: Sycon ciliatum
Lineage: Eukaryota; Metazoa; Porifera; Calcarea; Leucosolenida; Sycettidae
Exons: 3
Coding region: 188-1138 (316 amino acids)
Molecular function (GO): calcium ion binding
Source: RefSeq, a predicted model, not a curated record
CAAUUGUUGCCAAGUGGAGUUUGUACCGUUGGCUUGGACGAAUGGUGCAGAAACUUAUAAACGAUCCCUGGGGAAAGCAGUCCUAUACCGACACGAUAUUGGAGCCCCAACGUGAUCAGUCUCUGCUCAGAUUAUUGUUCUUAUAAUAGCAUUUGGCUUUGUAUUCGAAGUAACUUACGUGAGGGGUAUGGCACAGGCCAGAAUGCUACUGCAUCGUCAGUCAACACAUCCUGCGCACUGUCUACUGGCACUGCUGUUAAUCGGAGGGUUGUGUGCUGUUUCAGGCAACAGCAUAUGCGCCCCUGAAUCUGGACAUAUUUGGGCGGAAGAGCGAAGCACGUCAAAACCAAUCGUAUUUCCACCACCACCUAAGUCCACGGGGUCAACAGCCCCAGAUUUAAUGUGGACGUUCAACUUCAGCCACGAAUGCACGCUCUUCUUAGAGAAUAUAGAGUUUUCCUUCAAUGGUGCUUGCACAUUCCAACUUCAUAAUCCAGAAUACGGCUGGGUGGGACUGAAUACCACGUCCGUGCAAAUUUCAGGGUCGUUGAAAUCAACUACCAUCGAUGUGAAUGAACGCACCGCCACUGUGAUGGGUCAACCCAAGGACACAGAUGAUGGCAGUCGAUACUUUACAGUCACUGCCAAAGGUACUGAAAAUAUUGCAUGUGACGUUGAACGACUCGUGUUGCGCACUGAAGAUGUGGAUGAAUGCAAUUCCACGCCUCAAAGUGGUACACUGUGUCCAUCGAACAAGAAAUGUGUCAACACUAUUGGGACUUAUGGUUGUUGCAGUAGAGACGGAGAUCGUGAGGACCGGAAUACGUCGCCUUUAGCCAGGGAUAACCGACAUUACCGUCCGUGCGUUUCGCAGACCAUUGCAUUCAUCACAGGAGCAGGACCUACAAUCAGAGCUCGAACAAUCGGUAAGAAUGACAUAAUUGGGACAAUCGGUACGAAUAACACACAUGUAUCUAGCGCGGUUGCGCUGCCAACGAUGGACACCAUUGCGUUCUGGCACCAGCAUACCAUAGCUGCUGUUGCCAUAUCUUGCUCUUCCGUUGCACUGUUCGUAAUUGUGCUUUUAGCUAUAUGGCAGAGGGGUUAUCUUAGAAGCUCUGCCAUGGGAUUUGUCUAAACCGAUUCGUGAGGAUGGCCGUACCAGGGAUGCAUGUCCUAUAAGUAGAGGAAUUUGUGCAUAUUUCUUUCUCUUUCUCAGUCUGGGGACAGCACUGUUUCGUCCUUUAUGAACUCAUCAGCGCAGCAGGUCUUGUUUCUAUACAUUGGGGUGCUAUUUUUGUGUUGCUCUUGCUGUUUCGAAUCUUUAUUCUCACAAUAGCCAGUAGCCCAUAUGAGAUACAUGUAGCUGUUGUUUUUUUGAAUUUGAAUUCUUUAUUCUCACGAUGGCACCAUCACCAAUAAGAGUGGUUGUUGUUGUUGUUGUUGUUGCUGCUGCCAUUGAUAUUGUUGCGCUUUUCAUCGUCAUGCAUGUAAUUCACCCAGCCACCGGACAUUUACUGCCUUUUCGUUGUCUUUUUUGAAAUAGCUCUGACAGAUUUUGAAACCACCAUUGGUCUCGCUUGCUGGUACCAUGCAAUACUUAUUAUUAUCUAACUGCAAUGACGCUAAUUAUGUUCCUUAGCCGGUGGCCUGG